CCUCUUGGCUGUGAGGUAUGCAAUACUCGAGUCUUCACCCGAACGCGUAGGAAAAAAAAAAAACCACUCACAACUAGUUCUGUUUGUUGUUUGCUGAAGGAGCCCGCUUGUCCGUGUUGAGCCCGUGUUACCAUGGCUGUUUGGGGCAGGAGCCCGUUACUUGUGGCUAUUCCCCUGUGGAUGUGUUUUGGGAGAGCUGCUGCUCUUAAAGAACCUGAGAUCUGUUAUGUGCUGGAUGGUAUCCUGUUUUUGUACGGCAUUAUCCUGACAGCUCUCUACUGCAGAAUCAAGAUCCAAAAUGCAAGGGAGGCAGAAGGGAAAGGAAAGCCAAAGCAGAAUGUUGAAGAGGGCAUCUAUACGGGUUUGACCCCUCACGCCCAGGACACAUAUGAAACCAUCGGCAUGAAGAAGUGACGUGUUGAAUUCAAGUCCAAGAGAAACAGUUUCUCCUUCAUUCCUUUUCAUUUGUAUUUAAGUAUCACAUUUUAUACUCUGCAUAGGUUUUGAGAGAAUGUGCGUCUGUGUGUACCAGUGUUCAUUUCCCUUUUGCUUUUGUACAAUUGGUGGGGGGUUAUGUUAAAAACAGACAAGACAGAAACAGGGAAGUUGAGCGCAAGACAGGCGUUUCUCAGAAAUGCUCACCCUCGUUAUAUAAGAUUCUUUUUACUGCUCUGUCAUAUUUAAUUUUUGAAAAGUUUCAGCAUUUUUGAAUAUGUGUGAGUAACACAUGAAUGCACCUUUAUUAUGUACAUUUAAGUUUUAUUUCUUGCAGGGGUUAAAAUCAUCCUGAUUGCUUUACAGCACAAAACAGGUAAAAACGAUUCAUUUUCCUGCGGAUAUAGCUCUAAAAGUCUCAUAGAUUUGGGGAAAGAUGGCUGAUUAUGGAUGUAGACAAAGUAUUGGGGUACUGGGGGGGUAAAAAUUCAACAUGCUUAUCCCCUCCAGUAAAGCCUCGGAGGUCUUGAGCAGUAUUUCCUAUACACCACAGGAUGGCAGUGAUGGUGCCUUUGGCGUGGUCCAUAAUUGUCCACAUUCACAAAACACACGGCAGGGACACCCUAAAAGAAAUGAAGGAAAUUGCACAGACUGCUGUAAAAGCUACUUUGUAUGUGAACUGCUGCCUGUAGGAAGCUUAGAGAUAUUAUACACACAAUCUAUUACGUUUUUCAUGUACUUAUUAAAUGACUGUCUCUCUCAGAACUGAAGUGGUAAAUUAAGACAACCAUGUGUCCUAGUACUUAUGUAUAUAGGGAGUGGUGAAACUCCAUAUACAACCACACAGAUAAUUAACAGUAAUACUUUUCUGUGGUUUGACUACUAUGAAGCUCAUAAAGAUUUACUGUAUGUUAGUCUGAUAAAGAUUGUAUUUGUAUCUUUAAUGUGUAAUCAAUAAAAGUGAAAAAGACUG
This is a messenger RNA of Lates calcarifer (barramundi perch), 1408 nucleotides long. RefSeq names its product Fc epsilon receptor IgFc epsilon receptor Ig (gene fcer1g). The record is from RefSeq and is a predicted model, not a curated record. Gene Ontology annotation, cellular component: Fc-epsilon receptor I complex. The coding region runs from base 133 to 414 and encodes 93 amino acids. Gene Ontology annotation, molecular function: IgE receptor activity. The transcript is spliced from 5 exons. NCBI's taxonomy places the organism in Eukaryota, Metazoa, Chordata, Actinopteri, Centropomidae. Gene Ontology annotation, biological process: cell surface receptor signaling pathway.